This is a messenger RNA of Vicia villosa (hairy vetch), 682 nucleotides long. RefSeq lists its product as uncharacterized. NCBI's taxonomy places the organism in Eukaryota, Viridiplantae, Streptophyta, Magnoliopsida, Fabales, Fabaceae. The record is from RefSeq and is a predicted model, not a curated record. Bases 63 to 560 code for a protein of 165 amino acids. The transcript has a single exon.
CUAUUGAAACCGCACAACAAAACAAACAGUCGUAACCAUUGUUUCAUUAACAACUCAAAACGAUGUCGUUGGUAACCGAAGAAAUCAAAUCGAAAUCAGAGGUAUAUCAUGGAGAUGAAAUGUGUCAACUAAAAUCCAAAGAGCUUCUUGCUGAAAUAAGUCUCCCCAACGGUUUGUUACCAUUGAAAGACAUCAUCGAAGUUGGUUACAACAGAGAAACAGGUUUUGUUUGGUUGAAACAGAAGAAAAGCAUAACACACAAGUUUGAAAAGAUUGGAAAACUUGUUUCUUAUGCUACUGAGGUUACAGCUCAUGUUGAGAAAGGUAAGAUUAAGAAACUGAGUGGUGUGAAAACCAAAGAGCUUUUCAUUUGGAUUACGCUUAGUGAUAUUUAUGUUGAUGAUCCACCUACUGGGAAAAUCACUUUUCAAACUCCUGCUGGACUUUCUAGGACUUUUCCAGUUUCAGCUUUUGAAGUUGAUGAGAAAUCAAGUGGUGUGAAAGAGAUUAAGAAAGUCAAUGAAACUGUUGGAACUGUUGGUGGUGUUAAAGAGGUCUAGUUUUGGAUCUCUCUAUUGGUUCAUGUGAUUGGUGGUGUCAGUUGAAAUUUCAAUUAUUAAGUUUACUCAUCAUGUAGGUGUUACUCCCAUAUAUUUAAAAUGAAAUGAAAUUUAUUCCUAUA